CUGGUUCGCGUGGAGGCUGCCCGGCAGAGCCCUCUGAGCGCCCCGCCCGCCCCGAAGAUGAAUAAGGCGGCCACGGAGGUCUCCGAGAACAGCCACCACCUGAAGGUUUUCCUGCCCAAGAAGCUGGUGGAGAGCGUGCCCAAGUGCCCGGCCCUGCCCAAGGAGCGCCUGCGCUGGAACACCAACGAGGAGAUCGCUUCGUACCUGAUCACCUUUGAGAAACAUGAGGAAUGGCUCUCGGGCUCCCCCAAGACCAGACCCCAGAACGGCUCCCUCAUCCUGUACAACCGCAAGAAGGUGAAAUACCGGAAGGACGGCUACUGCUGGAAGAAGAGGAAGGACGGCAAGACCACGCGGGAGGACCACAUGAAGCUGAAAGUCAAAGGGGUGGAGUGUCUCUACGGCUGCUACGUCCAUUCGUCCAUCGUCCCGACAUUCCACCGGCGCUGCUAUUGGCUCCUGCAGAACCCGGAUAUCGUCCUGGUCCACUACCUGAACGUCCCGGCCAUUGAGGACUGUGGGAAGAUCUGCAGCCCCAUCCUGUGCUCCAUCAACAGUGACCGGAAGGAGUGGCUGAAGUGGUCGAAGGAGGACCUGGUCGGCCAGCUGAAGCCCAUGUGUAAGGAGGGACGGGGUGGGACGGGCACAGCGACAACGGCGGGAGCCCUUCGACUCACGGGUCGCUUCCACGAGGGCCCCACACUCCCGUCUCUAAGUGAUUCCAGGGCCGCCUCCGACUCCUUUGAGGAGCGCAUCGUGGCCGUCUGUGAGAAGAUGAUGCUCUCGCAGUCGUGGCUUCGCUCGGAGACCCUUGUGCACCACGUCAGCUUCCGAGGGAUGACCCUUCUGCACCUGGCGGCCGCCCAAGGCUACACCCGCCUCAUCGAGACCCUCAUCAAGUGGCGGAGUCUCAACGCCCAGAAUCUGGACUUGGAGCAAGAGGUGGAUCCCCUCAACGUGGAUCACUUCUCCUGCACCCCCUUGAUGUGGGCCUGCGCCCUCGGCCACUUGGAGGCAGCCCAGCUGCUCUACCGGUGGAACAGCCAAGCUCUGGCCAUCCCCGACUCUUUGGGCCGCCUGCCACUCACCGUGGCUCGUUCGCGGGGCCACGUCAAGCUGGCCACCUGCCUGGAAGAACUGCAGCACCAGGACGAGGCCCUCCCCGAACAUCUAGAGCCCUCGGCGGAUGUACCCGGGUCGGCCGGCAAGGCCUGCGUCGUCGGCCUCCAGCACCCCACGGAGGGGCUGCAUGUCCCCUCCCCGCUCUCGGCCAGCCCAGACACAGGGCUCAGCACAGCCAGCGGGGUCUCCUCCCCCUCGGAGCGCUCGGAAGGCUCCCUCUCCGUCACCUCGGCCUAUUCUAGCGGGUCAGCCCUCCGGGAGUCGCCGGCCUACAGCCCCGAAGCCGAGGGAGCCAUGGACGUCUGCCAGGGCCUGCCCCCUGGCAGCUUGGAGGGCUGGUACUUGCCGGAAGCCACCAGCCCUCCUGGCCUCCCGCCUGCCUCCUUCUUCCUCAACUAUGGCGAGGGGGCCACCAUGGGACCCCUGAGGGGCCCCGAAGCUCAGCUGGAGCCGGAGUUGCUGGCCUACGGGGAAAACGCCGAGAACGAGGAGCAGCUGCCGGAGACGGACGUCCUGCAGGUGGACGUGAUGACGCUGGCCAAGCAGAUCAUCGAGGCCACGCCGGAGCGCAUCAAGCAGGAGGAUUUUGGCUGUGCCGAGGCGCCUCUCCGCGAGCGGCCCAGCAACAUGGGCCUGAACGAGACCAUGUCCUGGCUGGCCAGCUACCUGGAGAACGUGGACCAGCUACCCAGCCUGCCCCAACGCCGAGGUUUGGCCCCCUCGCCCCCCGGGCGCUCCUGCCUCAGCCCCCUGCAGUCCCCCCUGGCGGAGCUGUCCCUCGAGCGCCUCCCUCCGCCUCCCACCGCUGCCAGCUGGGCCGAGUUCCUCAACGCCUCGGGGAACGGGAAGAUGGAGAGCGACUUUGCCCUGCUGACCCUCUCCGACCACGAGCAGCGGGAGCUCUACGAGGCCGCCCGAAUCAUCCAGACGGCCUUCCGGAAGUACAAGGGCCGUCGGCUGAAGGAGCAGCAGGAGUUGGCGGCGGCUGUUAUCCAGCGGUGCUACCGGAAGUACAAGCAGCUGACCUGGAUUGCCCUGAAGUACGCCCUCUACAAGAAGAUGACGCAGGCGGCCAUCCUGAUCCAGAGCAAGUUCCGCAGCUACUACGAGCAGAAGAAGUUCCGGCAGAGCCGCCGGGCCGCCGUGCUGAUCCAGCAGUACUACCGCAGCUACAAGGAGUACGAGCGGCUCAAGCAGGGACACCGCACAUCGGCCGCCAUGCAGCAGAAGAUGAA
Messenger RNA from Thamnophis sirtalis, 2357 nucleotides. The record is from RefSeq and is a predicted model, not a curated record. Lineage: Eukaryota; Metazoa; Chordata; Lepidosauria; Squamata; Natricidae.